This is a messenger RNA of Procambarus clarkii (red swamp crayfish), 1071 nucleotides long. The record is from RefSeq and is a predicted model, not a curated record. Lineage: Eukaryota; Metazoa; Arthropoda; Malacostraca; Decapoda; Cambaridae.
AUGACUACAGUAUUGAGAGCCGUGUUCACGAGGGCCAGGCCAGAACCCCGUCCUCGAGAACCAGGCCAGAACCACGUCCUCGAGAACCCGGCCAGAACCACGUCCACAAGCUCAAGGCCAGAACCCCGUCCACGAGAACCAGGCCAGAACCACGUCCUCGAGAACCAGGCCAGAACCACGUCCACAAGCUCAAGGCCAGAACCCUGUCCACGAGAACCAGGCCAGAACCACGUCCUCGAGAACCAGGCCAGAACCACGUCCACAAGCUCAAGGCAAGAACCCCGUCUACGAGGGCCAGGCCAGAACCACGUCCACGAGAGCCAGGCCAGAACCACGUCCACAAGCUCAAGGCCAGAACCCCGUCCACGAGAACCAGGCCAGAACCACGUCCACAUGCUCAAGGCCAGAACCCCAUCCACGAGUACCAGGCCAGACCCACGUCCACGAGGGCCAGGCCAGACCCACGUCCACGAGGGCCAGGCCAGACCCACGUCCACGAGGGCCAGGCCAGACCCACGUCCACGAGGGCCAGGCCAGACCCACGUCCACGAAGGCCAGGCCAGACCCACGUCCACGAGGGCCAGGCCUGACCCACGUCCACGAGGGCCAGGCCAGACCCACGUCCACGAGGGCCAGGCCAGACCCACGUCCACGAGGGCCAGGCCAGACCCACGUCCACGAGGGCCAGGCCAGACCCACGUCCACGAGGGCCAGGCCAGACCCACGUCCACGAGGGCCAGGCCAGACCCACGUCCACGAGGGCCAGGCCAGACCCACGUCCACGAGGGCCAGGCCAGACCCACGUCCACGAGGGCCAGGCCAGACCCACGUCCACGAGGGCCAGGCCAGACCCACGUCCACGAGGGCCAGGCCAGACCCACGUCCACGAGGGCCAGGCCAGACCCACGUCCACGAGGGCCAGGCCAGACCCACGUCCACGAGGGCCAGGCCAGACCCACGUCCACGAGGGCCAGGCCAGACCCACGUCCUCGAGGGCCAGGCCAGAACCACAUUCAUGAUAUAUUUAAUUUUCAUCUUCAGAGAACUUGUGAUACAUUUCGAUACAUGUGA